AUGCUUAAAUUCCUUAUAUCAGUUUUUUUCUUUUACAUAUUUUUAGGCUUUGAUGUAUGUGAGGUGUUGAGAAAUAUAUCUUAUAAUGAUAAAGUAAGAAAUAAGAAAGAAGGAUUUUUUUUUUUCAUACCUUUGUUAUUAAGAAAAAAAAGAAUAGAGGGAAGAAGAUAUGUCACAAAGAAUAAUAUUAAUAAUUAUAAUUAUGAUAAUAAUUUUUUUUGUAAGAAUAGUGUAGGAAGAAAUAUAAAUCCAUUUAUAUAUAGAACUAAUAUAAGAAGUGUAUAUAAUAAACUAUAUGUAUAUAAAUCAGAUAAGAAUGAUAAUUCAUAUCAUAACAUUUUAAAUAAUCAUAUAAAUAUUAUAUCUGAAAGAAUAAUACAAGAUGAAAAUAAUUUUAUAUUACCAAAUUAUUGUUUAAUUGAAGAUAACAAAUUUUAUAAAGAUUAUGAUUAUCAAACGAGUAUAUUAAUAUACUUGGAAAAUUAUUUAAAGAAUAAAAAUGUUACAUCUAAUACUUGUGUGACAACCCCAAAAAAAAUGUGUGAAGAGAUAAAUAUUAAUUUUAGAAAUGAUGUUAUUUCUUAUCUACAAAAUAAAUGUUCAGAUAUAAUAGAUGAUAUACAUAUAUCACAAAAUGGUAUUUUAAAUAUAAGAAUAAAUAAUAAUUCUUUAAUUGAAAGAAUAAAAAAUUUUUAUAAUAUAAAUAUUUUAAAAAAUAACAACAACAACAAUAAUAAUAAUAAAAGAGAUAUUAUUUUGUUAGAUUUUUGUAGUGUUAAUAUGUCUAAACAUAUUCAUAUGGGUCAUUUAAAAUCUAUAUUUCUUGGUUAUUCAUUAAGUAAUUUAUUCAAAUAUUCUAAUUAUCAUAUAAAAAAUAGAAGUCAUAUAGGUGAUUGGAAUUUAAAUGUAGCAUUAGUUAUUACAUUUAUUGUUAUGUUUUCAAAUAUAUACAUGAACAAAGAAAAUAUAAAAAAUGAAGAACAUAUUAUUUCAAAUAUAAAUUUUAUAAAUAAUAACAAUAAAGAAACACCACAAACAUAUAGACAAAAACAAAAUAAAGUUAUUCAAAAUAUAUAUCAUGAUAAUAUAAAAGAUAUAUCAAUCGAUUCAAAUGCAAAUGAAACAAUGAAUAGACAAAAUGAUGAUUAUAUUAAACAAUAUAUAGAAAUAUUAAAUAAUAUAAAUCAUGAGAUAUAUGAUCAAAAUUAUAAAAUAUUAGAUACAAAUAAAUAUCUAAAUAUAAAAUUAGAUACACUUGAAUCGUGGUAUAAAUUAUCUAAACGUCUUUAUCUUCAGUCAGAUAUCUUCAAAAGGUAUUCUAAACACACAUUAUCAUUAAUGUAUAAGAAAGAUGAAAAAAUUAUGAACCUGUGGAAUCUAAUAUGUAAAAUUACAAAAGAGGAGAAUGAUACCGUGUUGAAAACAUUUAAAAUAAAAAAACUUGUAGAAAAAGGAGAACAUUAUUAUGUUAAAUAUGUUCUGAAAAUUAUCAAUAUGAUGAAAAAAAAAAAUAUUCUUUUUAAUUUAAACAAUAAAUUAUGUGUUCUUUUAAAACCAAAAGAUCCAGAAAAAAUGUGUAAUCCAAAUAAUUAUAAAAAUAAAGAUAACAUUAUUAAUAGCAAUGAUAUAUAUUAUGAUAUAAUACAACCUGAUGAUAAUUUAUAUCAAUAUAUUAAAAGAAAUGAUAUAUCGUAUUUAAAAAAAAAUUAUACAAUACUAACUUUAAAAAAUGAUGUUGCAUAUACAUAUGCAGCUAUAGAUAUUGCAGCUAUUUAUUAUAGAGUGACAUAUGAAAAUGCAAAUAAAAUAAUUUAUAUAGUAGAUGAAAAUCAAAAAAAACAUUUUGAACAAGUUUUUUCUAUUUCAAAAUAUCUAAAUUUAAUUCAACCACAUGUUGAAUGUAUCUGUCUUAAUUAUGGUUAUAUAUUAAAUGAACAGAAAAAAAAAAUUAAAACACAAAGUUUCUCAAAUAAUAUAUUCGUAAAAGAUUUUCUUAUUAAAUAUAAACACAAUGUACAAAAAAAUAUUAAAGAUUCUUUUAUACAUAUGAUAUAUAAUAAAAAUUAUAUUAUAAAUAAAAAAAAAUUUAAUAACAAUAUUUAUAAUAAAAUAUUCCUUUCAUCUAUUAUUUAUUCAUAUAUAAGUGUUAAAAAUAGUAAAAGACAAUCUAUCAAUAAUAUAAUACAAAAUAUUAAUAGAGAAUAUCUAUAUAUUAUUGAUAUAUAUAAUAUUACCUUAUACAUUUUAAAUUUUUUUAAAAAAAAAAAUUAUAAUAUAUCUGAUUAUUCAUUUAUAUUUAUUAAUAAAAAUAUUCAAAUAGAACAAAAUUUAAAAAAUGUAUUAUUAGAUAUUUUAAAAUUUAAUUAUAUUAUUCAAGAAUGUACAUAUAAUUUUUGUAUAGAAAAAUUAUCUUCUUAUAUUUAUAAAUUAUCACACAAAAUAUACAACAUUUAUAAUAAUAAUCUAAUUUUUAAAGAUAUUAUAGAAAAUGCAAAUACAGAAAUGAAAAAAGAAAAAAAAAAAAAAAAAAAAAAAAUUUCUUAUAUGAAUAAUACAAAUUAUCAAAACGAUUCUUUAUUAAAUCAAAUAGAACACAAAAAAUUCCAUCAAAAUCAACAAGUUAUAAACUAUACAAUGCUCUCUAAUUAUAUUAAUAAUAAUGCUAAUAUUAAAUUAUCCAAUAUUCAAAACACAGACUAUGAACAACAAAAUAUCUGUGUAAAUAAUCUUAUGGAUAAUAGAAUACUCGCAUUAAUAAUUAUGCAAUCAUAUAUUUAUAUACUAUCAGAAAGUUUUAAAAUAUUAAACCUUCAUUUGGUAAAAUUUAAUUGA
Messenger RNA from Plasmodium adleri (nom. inval.), 2832 nucleotides. RefSeq names its product arginine--tRNA ligase, putative. The record is from RefSeq and is a predicted model, not a curated record. Lineage: Eukaryota; Apicomplexa; Aconoidasida; Haemosporida; Plasmodiidae. Bases 1 to 2832 code for a protein of 943 amino acids. Gene Ontology annotation, molecular function: ATP binding; arginine-tRNA ligase activity. Gene Ontology annotation, biological process: arginyl-tRNA aminoacylation. The transcript has 2 exons.